UGGCUUGCCAUGGUUGCACUAUGUUUUUGAUAUGACAUUUGAAGUCAGGCCUUCCGGGCUCUGUUUAAAUUUUCCCUGUCAAAAAAACAAAACAAAAAACAUAACAAUUUGCCUGUAAGAUGGAGCAAAGUGCUUUGGAACAGCACCGUGCCGACGCUGGACAUGUAUUUGGCCACUGUAGCAGAGAACGUGAACAGGAAGCUCAACUUUAUGUGGUUAACCAGCCGUUGCAGAGCACUUGAAUGCAUACAGGAAGUUAGUAUCACUGGUGUUAAGCCUACAAACGGUUUCUUUGUCUGAGAGCUUUUCGUACUCGCACAUCGAGAUAUUUGCCUUAAAAUGGCACAGGGAAAGGAUCACUCCUUUGCCAGUCGCUUAAUCAACAAAUAUCUUAAGAGUGGACAAGAAAACAAGGGACAGGAGAGUGAGGUGCCCAUGAUCUCUGAGUUCACCGUCAUGUGGGAUAAGUUGAUGAAAGAGUUCUUAGCAAAAGCCAAAGAAGAUUUUUUAAGAAAAUGGGAGUGUCCCGCACAGUGUACAACAACCCUGGAUGAGUUUGAAAGGUUCAAGACUCUGGGCACUGGCUCAUUUGGACGUGUGAUGCUUGUGAGGCAUAAAGGAACAAACCAGUUCUACGCCAUGAAGAUCUUGGACAAGCAAAAAGUGGUGAAGUUGAAGCAGAUAGAACACACACUAAAUGAGAAAAGAAUACUUCAGGCCGUCUCCUUCCCUUUCCUUGUCAGACUGGAAUACGCUUUCAAGGACAACUCAAACCUCUACAUGGUGAUGGAAUAUGUGCCUGGUGGAGAAAUGUUCUCACACCUCCGACGCACUGGAAGGUUCAGUGAACAUCAUGCAAGAUUUUAUGCAGCUCAGAUUGUGCUCACUUUUGAGUACCUUCACUCCUUAGACCUCAUCUACAGAGACCUAAAGCCUGAAAACCUGCUCAUAGAUCAACAUGGAUACAUCCAGGUCACAGACUUUGGCUUUGCCAAACGGGUAAAAGGCAGAACUUGGACAUUGUGUGGAACUCCUGAGUACCUGGCUCCAGAGAUCAUCCUCAGCAAGGUGAACCCCUCAGCAAGGCAACUGCAAACAAUGCAUCCACAUUCAGGAGUUCUUAUCUAUGAGAUGGCUGCUGGCUACCCUCCAUUUUUUGCUGACCAGCCAAUACAGAUCUAUGAAAAGAUUGUGUCUGGCAAGGUACGAUUUCCCUCUCACUUUAGCUCCGACCUGAAGGACCUGCUGAGGAACCUGCUCCAGGUAGAUCUUACGAAGAGAUUUGGCAACCUGAAGAACGGUGUAAAUGACAUAAAAAACCAUAAGUGGUUCUCCACAACAGACUGGAUAGCCAUCUAUGAGCGAAAGGUUGAAGCUCCCUUCUUGCCGAAGUGCAGAGGACCUGGAGACACGAGCAACUUCGACGACUACGAAGAGGAGGACAUUCGCGUCUCACAAACAGAAAAGUGUGCAAAAGAGUUUGCUGACUUUUAGCCAGGACCCCAGCAGGUUUCCACGGCUUUGGGAUAUUUGCACUCUGAUGAGAGUUAUAAGGUGGAACUGAGGCCAUCCUGUGCUCCUAACAAUCGCCUCGUUCCUUCAUUCCACACGGCUGAAAAGAGGUCGUUUUUUUGCCAUGCCCCCUGGUGCUGCUGGCACCGAUCUACAUACAGGCAAAUUAUGCAGACACCUUCACGUGCUGCAAUGAAGUACUAGACCACAUUCUCAUUGUUUUUGUUUUAAUUUUUAGUUCCAACUCUCUCUCUCUCUCUCCUUGUUUAAAUUUGAAUGUGAAAAGCAACAUGCAAAAUGAAUUAGUUCCUUUUUAAUGAGGUACAGGAAGUGGUAGUAUUACCUGUUGUUACACAUGGUGUUGAAGAGUUUUUUAAUCUAUUUUUAAUUUUUAUCUGUUGUCUGUUACAAACCCCAGCGUGUUUUUAAGGAAGGGGCCUGGUUGAGUUUUGAUUAAUUUAAACAGCAUUUUUAUUAUUCUGGUGUCCUCAAGACCUGGAAGCGUGUGUUUCCAUCUAGACCUUAAAAGGUGAGACGUCCUUUUCUUCUUUCUUUUUUUUUUUAAAGCAUGACCAAAUUGUUAACAAAAAAAUUAAAAACUGAUGCAUUCUCUUGCUUUCAGUUCUUGAGGAAAGGAAUUACUAGUUACAAGCGGUAUCAGGAAGCAGAAACAUGUAAGCGCUGUGUCAGCUAAACAGUUGUAGCAUGAUUUAUCCAUAUCUGAUCACAGGACAUUUCCUUUUUACCUCAGUCUUUUGAUGGAAAGAAAUUCUAUAUUUUCUAGGUACGAGUAUAUUUCACAAGAAGUGAAUCUGAAGAUGUUUGCGUUUUGUCUCAGCACAGUUCGUAUGUUUGUGGUACAUUUAAAAGUCUGCCCAGAAAUGCACUAGCAUGGCAUUUUCCAGUCGCUGAAAGGUCAGUUUGUUACAUUAUCUGAAGGAUACAAAGCAGUGGUGCUCACUUGGGGUGACCUUUGUCCCCUUUGGGUUGUGUUUUGAGUUUAACUGCUGUGUCUGAGCAGAGCACUCAGCCUCGAUUGUGAUGUUUUCUUUUCUUUUUUACUUUUGCAUGUGUAUGGUUGUGCAGCAGCAUUACUGGAAGCAAAUAGUAUCCCCACGUUUUUUGUUUUGUAGCCUUGGAAUUGUGUCACAGCAUGAAGUGUGAAAGCAGGUGAUAUUUUGGUCUAUGUAACGCAAAUGCCAUAAACUGUGCUGCAUAAUCACGUAGCAGCAAUAACAGAACACAGAACUAUCAUGAAGUAUUGAUUUAUGUUGGUCACAGCUAGACUGCUCCGUCUUCGGCCUGCAGUUAUAACUUGUAGUCUUUACACUGUUUCCUAACUGAAUUAAUCAAGAUUUACCUAUUCUGCUUUGCAAAGCUUAGUGGCAACUGAUUGAAAUUGCUAAUGGAUAGAAAUGUUAAAUUUUUAAAGGGAAUAAGGUAAAAAAAAAAUAAAAAAUAUUAUUUUUCAAUUAUGCCACUUCUUAAGAUUAUUUUUUGUUUGUUUUAUUUCAAUGAGACAAAUAUAACUUCUAUGAGGGAUUCUUCUGACUCAUUGCAUAUUGUGCUGCUAAAAUGUAGUCCCUGACUCCACAUUCUUUUCUCCAGCAUGACAAAAUAUUGCAUCUAUAAAAAUCUAUAUUUCAGAUGCUGAGUACCUAUGUAGGUGGUAUGCCUUUGAUGUUUUCUUUCUUUCAGAUAGCAGAUAUAUUUUUGAUUUUGGAAAGCCUGUACUCCUUUCAAGAGGAGUUUCUCUCUCCCUGUCAUCCACAGAGAAGACUCAAUUUCAAAUUACAAGAUACUGGACUCCAUUGGGCUGAGGAGGAAUCAAAAUACACAAAAAUGCGCUGUUGAAAGUCUGUCCAAAACUGACACCUGAGUCUUUACAUAUAAGAGAAUAAAAAGCUAUUUUGUUCAAUUUAAACAUUCUUAAACAACCAAAUUCAAAAACAGGAUUUAAGUAAUUAUUUGUUUUAUUAAUUUUGUCUGAGCACAUGUGCAUUUUAUGCAAUUUAAUUUAUAAAGGCACAACUAUUACUUAUGCAUUUUAUUUAUGCAUAGAAGUCUAACAAAAUAACAUUUAAUUUUCCAUAGGUUUCAGUAUGUGUAUGGAGACCUAAAAUGUUAAGCGUUGCAAACACCAAAAUUGUUUAUUUAUGUUUUUAUUUCAUUUGCUACAUCUAUAUUUGAUGCAUAUUGACACCUCUAAUGCCUACUGAAAUGUAUCUUUUUUUCUUUUGUAUUUAUUCAAAAUUAUAUAUUUUUGUCCAGUUUGAAGGGUGAACAGAUGGUAUGCCUAAAAACAACUUCCAAUGUUUUUGAAUUUGAUGAAUCUCACUUGGCCCACAAGCAUGUCUCUGUCCAACUGCCUGUGUGUAAAUCCUCUCAGAAACAAAUAUGUAGGCAAUUGCCAGCUCUUCUUCUGUAUCAUCUGUUCUACCCUCCCUCAUGUGUGUGAUGUUUGUUGAAAUUUGAUGUGAAACGACGGCACCUUUCCCUGAGCCACUUCACACUCCUCCUGACUGAAAAAAAUCAGUUCUAUGAGUUCUUGUAGCUAGUCACACGUGCCAGUAUGGGAAUCAAUAAUCUGAAAUGUGUCUGUAAUUUAGUUUGUGGAUAUUUUUGCACAUCAUUUAGAAAGCUGACACAUUAUUUUUCCCAAUCAUAUUUACUUGUGUUUGCAAGCGAAGUACACUUUUGCUGUAGCAGAUUUUAUGUAACAAAGAGGAUAUGUCAUUAUAAUAAAUUCUUUUUAUUGAAAUCAA
Molecule: messenger RNA, 4277 nt
Organism: Gambusia affinis (western mosquitofish)
Lineage: Eukaryota; Metazoa; Chordata; Actinopteri; Cyprinodontiformes; Poeciliidae
Gene: prkacba
Product: protein kinase, cAMP-dependent, catalytic, beta a
Exons: 10
Coding region: 340-1494 (384 amino acids)
Biological process (GO): peptidyl-serine phosphorylation
Cellular component (GO): cAMP-dependent protein kinase complex; nucleus
Molecular function (GO): cAMP-dependent protein kinase activity; ATP binding
Source: RefSeq, a predicted model, not a curated record